Hermetia illucens (black soldier fly) is the source of this 1556-nucleotide messenger RNA. RefSeq lists its product as uncharacterized. The transcript is spliced from 8 exons. The record is from RefSeq and is a predicted model, not a curated record. NCBI's taxonomy places the organism in Eukaryota, Metazoa, Arthropoda, Insecta, Diptera, Stratiomyidae. Bases 177 to 1499 code for a protein of 440 amino acids.
UUUGACAAUCGACAAUACUGUGCGUGAAUGCAGGUUCACCAGUCUUGGAUGUUAUGUGAACGUAUGUGAUUGUGAAGAAGGAUUCGUUCCGGUUCACUCGUGGCGGUGUUUUCAUAAACAUAACGAGUCCUUGACGAAAUUCUCGAGUAUACAUGGGAAAUAGUGAACUAUUAUGAAUGGGGACAAAAUUGUUAUAUGCUGAGUUUAUCGUGGUUUAUUUGCUAUCCUUAAUCUCAUGUCCAAGUCCAAAUGUUAUCAGAUUGCUAUGCUCGAAAGAUAGCGCAAAAUUGGUCCGCAAACUGGUGAAUCUGAAAUGGAAUCCGAUAUUGGAGAAACACAAGGUUAAACUACCGCUGGAGUGUCCUUUUCAUCCGCAACGUGAUGUUUUCGGACCUCAACAGGAAGCGAAGAAGCGCAAUCGGCCAAGUCAAUGGAUGUGCCGUUUAUGUGGCAAAAGUUUUUUUGACGAGAAGCAUCUCGAUUUGCACUUCGAUAGCAGGCACAGUACAUUGCUGAACCACGCAGAGGAUGCUGUGUGCUUGGGCGACUUCUGUGACAUAAUGCGUUGUGAUGUUUUCAUAUCACAGCAGGCGAAGAUUGAUGGAAGUGAUGCUUACACGAUAACAGAUGUGGAGCUAUGGCGCGGUUCGAAUGCCUUGCAUGCCUCAAAGUUACACCAAAUCCAACGUACACUCACUAAGACGCUGACUUUGGAAAGACAAAAAAAGAGCACGAAACAAUUAUGGAAGGAUCCCUCGCACCAAAAACGAAACGAUUUACUACCUCGAUUUGGAGACUUUUCCUCAAAUGCUGGAAAAGACUUUAGUGGCGAAACAAAGAGCGAUAGUUGCCGAUUUGGAAAGGGCGACAACGUUAACAGACCAAUGAACUACGACGAGAACACAUUCCGCAUUUCAUCAGGAGGAAAAAAUGAAAGAAAUAAUUUAUUACAAGCGCAAAAGGCAAAAUCGCGAUGCCAGCCGGAUAAACUUUCGAAAUUGAAGAGUAAAUGCGAAACCAUAGUACGUUUUUGUAUACUAGGACUUCUUCUGGAAAUGUCUGAUCAGGCAUUUACAGAACUGGAAGAUGAGAUGAACAAAGCAGUUUGUUGGUAUCUAACAUGCGAUAGAUACUGGGAAGACAACAACGCAGAUUCGCAAUUGUUCCCUUGGGGAUUAAUUCUUGUCUUUACCUUCGUCCUUUCUUUGGGAGUUUGCUUUUGCUACUAUAUUAUCUGGAUCUUGUUUGACUCAGAAGAGGCAAGCGGAGCCUUUUACGGUAUCGCCUCACGGACAUCUGGUCUGAUACAAGAAACAAGCCUUUCUGGAGGUAAGAAAACAGUUGUGGGACGACCUUGUGAUGAUAAAGGCUGCAAUUCGCAAAAUUUCGUGGAAGGAUUCACGAACCAAGAAUCACCUGAAUUCAAUCACAGCGAACAUUACAUUUAUGUUACUUAUCCACCUGAUUUGAAGCGAAGACUUUUGGAACGAUCUGAAUGAGGAUUUAGCUACUCUAAUUCGAAUAAAAAAAAUUCUGAUGCGUACUUGCAGUUAAAU